AUGUCUCAACUCAAAAACAGCAGAGGUGUCCACACGGCACGUGUUGCCCUCCUCUACCAAGCCAUCGAACCCCCAGCCAUCAAUGGCGUUCGUAAGCCAAUGAAGCCUGGCGGCUACCAGGACGGAUGCGCCGACAUCGCCUUCAACUUGAGCCGCCAACCUGGCAUCGACGUUGUCACUCCCAUCGACUCACCCGAUCCUCGAGAGCACGUUGGAUGGAGCUUCCCAGACUCUGAAGAUGGUAUACUGGCAGCUCUGCAGAAGGGAGCCACCCACCUGUUCUCCAACACGGUCGUCUUCGCCAACCAUCCACUUCAAACAUCAGCAAGAGUAGGAGAAUAUCAGGACAAAGUAAAGGUCGUUGGACAUCCUCCAUGCAUGGUGGAGCUACACGAUGAUAAGCACUACGUCAAUGACAUGUUGCGCAAGUCUGGCAAGUUCACUCUGCCUCGUGGCUGGUUGCUCGAGGACGAUGGUACAGACAUGGAUGCAAAGCUGCAAUCGCUGGAUCUCCGCUUCCCUGUUGUCGGCAAGCCAGUUCGAGGCAGAGGUAGUCAUGGCGUCAAGGUCUGCCAAGAUAUGGCAGAGCUGCGUGCUCAUGCGCAGUCGCUGUUCAAAGAGUCUCCAGCCAUCAUCCUCGAAGACUAUCUCGCCGGCCAGGAGGCAACUGUCACCGUUCUGCCGCCUUCGGACGAGCAUCCGUCUCAUCGGGCUCUCCCCGUUGUCACGCGCUUCAACCAUACCAAUGGUGUCGUUCCUUACAACGGCAUUGUAGCUGUAACUGCUAAUUCCCGCGCCAUCACCGCAGAUGAGUACGCAAAAGACCCUGCAUAUUCAGCCAUUGCGACCGAGUGCGAGAACGUCGCCAAACUGAUGGGUGUCACUGCUCUCAUUCGAAUUGAUGUUCGUCGCUUCACCGAAGAGCCGGGAUCUAAGUUCGCUCUUUUCGACGUGAACCCAAAGCCAAACAUGACUGGCCCUGGACGUCCUGGAAGAGACGAUCAGGCUAGUUUGAGUGCUAUCGCUGCUGCCGAGAUGGGGUGGGAUUACCCGAGGCUGAUGUUGGAGAUGCUGAAAAGUGCCCAGUCUUUGCGACGCCUGAGAGAGAUGCGCCCGGACACUGUGUAG
This is a messenger RNA of Aureobasidium melanogenum CBS 110374, 1128 nucleotides long. RefSeq names its product glutathione synthetase ATP-binding domain-like protein. Gene Ontology annotation, molecular function: D-alanine-D-alanine ligase activity; ATP binding; metal ion binding. The coding region runs from base 1 to 1128 and encodes 375 amino acids. NCBI's taxonomy places the organism in Eukaryota, Fungi, Ascomycota, Dothideomycetes, Dothideales, Saccotheciaceae. The transcript is spliced from 2 exons. Gene Ontology annotation, biological process: peptidoglycan biosynthetic process. The record is from RefSeq and is a predicted model, not a curated record.